AUGGAUCCGGUUACUUUAGUUGUAGGGUCUGCUCUAGGAGCAGCAUUUGAAAUUCUGUUUUCUGCCGUUCUAAAAGCGAAGAGCACAGCCAAUAUGUUUCAAACACACCUCGGAAAUCUCAAUGCCACGCUAGACUCGUUAAAACCAGUGAUUAUACAGCUAGAAUCUGCCAAUCGUUUGGUUCCCCUGGAGAAGAGCCUAGAAAAUUUUACAACAAAAAUGGAGGAGGGCAAGAAGCUGGUUGAUGAGUGCUGUGAGGUGUGGAGGAUCGACCUCAUCAAACAGCACAAAUACACCGGGAAAAUUGAGGCAUUGGAUGACUCUCUCCAUAGACUCUUAAGUAUACUGUCAGUGCAGUUAGGAAGCCAUUCAGCGAUGAUGCUUCACCGAAUUGGUGGAAACGUUGUGGCACAAAAUAAAAAUCAAAUCGGGGUUCGGUGUGCAGUACCUCCACUUCCAUCGGUUAUUGUUGGCUUGGAUGCGCCUUUGGAUGAUCUGGAGAUGAAGCUCCUUGGGGAUGGCACCGAGUCAAUACUUGUGCUUACUGCUGCUGGGGGAUGCGGGAAAACCACUUUGGCAACAAUGUUUUGUCAUGAUCCGAGAGUCAAAGCUAAGUUCAAGGAAAAUAUCUUCUUUGCCACUGUUUCGAAUAAGGUCAGCUACCUUAUUGUACAAGAACUAUGUGAACAUGCGGGAUUGGAGGUACCUGCUUUACAAGAUGAAGAAAAUCCGUUUAAAUGGCUGCAAAAGUUUAUGACGGAAAGAGGACAAAAUCCUUUACUAUUGGUCUUGGAUGAUGUUCAGUCUGAAUCAGAAUCCCUUCUUGACAAGUUUAAUGAAUUCAAAAUGCCAAGUUGCAAGGUUUUGGUGACAUCCAGAUAUCAUUUUCCAAAAUUUGGUCGUACAUAUCCUUUAGACACAUUGGAAGAUAAAUCUGCAAUGGAUCUUUUUCGUCGUUCAGCAUUCCUACCAAACACGAGCAGCUCUGACAUACCAGAUGAUCUUCAGGAAAAGAUCGUACGGUUGUGUAAGAGAUUUCCCCUUUCCCUUAAAGCGAUUGGAGACUCACUUCGCAAUCAACAUAUAGAUAUCUGGAGAAAAAGACUAAAGGAAUUGUCUAAAGGUUCUAUUCUUGAAUCAGACGAAAAGUUGCUUGCUUACCUCAAAAGUUGCUUAGAUGACUUAGACAAAGGAAUGGCUACCGUCAAGAAUUGUUUCAUAGACCUUGGUUUAUUUCCUGAAGACCGAAUAAUCCCCGUUACUGCCCUCCUGGAUAUAUGGGCAGAGUAUGAGGGAACUGAAGAUUUUCUGUCCAUUGCAAACCUCUACGAGCUCACCAAUCGCAAUCUUGCCCGCCUUGUAGUAGUCACAGGCAACGAGGACGUGGAUGGCUAUUAUGGCGAGCACUUUGUUAUCCAACAUGAUAUGCUUAGAUUGCUAUCGAUCCAUGAGAGUUGUGAAGACCCGAAACAACAGAGACUGAUUAUAGGCACACGUGGAGACGAGCUUCCAACAUGGUGGAAAGAGAUGAAGCAUAACACGAAGAAUGCUCGCUUAGUAUCUAUCUCAACUGAUGGAUUGUCCUCAGCAAAAUGGGACAACAUGGAUCUACCAAAAGCUGAGGUCUUAGUUUUGAAUUUUCAGACAGAGAACUAUGUUUUACCCAAGUGCAUGAAGCAAAUGUCCAAGUUGAAGGUUCUAAUAGUCACAAAUUAUGGUGUCUUACAAGCUGACUUGAGUAAUUUCAAGCUUUUGGGUUCUUUGCCUAAUCUGAAGAGAAUAAGAUUAGAGCGCAUUUCAAUUCCUUCCAUAAGCAAGAAAUCCAUGCAGUUGAAGGGUCUGCAGAAGAUAUCUUUAUUCAUGUGCAGCAUCGGUCAAGCUUUUAGCAACUCUUCCAUCCAAAUCUUAGAGGCAUUUCCCAAUCUAGUGGAAUUGAACAUUGACUAUUGCAAUGAUUUGGUGGAAUUGCCUGCCAAGCUCUGUGAUCUUAUCCACCUAAAAAAGCUCAGUAUUACCAAUUGCGUUCAGCUAUCUGCCUUGCCUGACGAGAUUGGAAAGCUGGACGAUUUAGAGGUCUUGAGGCUAAGGUCCUGCACAGAUUUGGAACGGCUUCCAGAUUCGAUUAAGAACCUCUCUAAGUUGAACCUUCUUGACAUGUAUUAUUGUUUCAACAUUAAGGAGUUGCCUGAACAGAUUGGUGAAAUGAGUGGUUUAAGAAAGAUCAAGAUGGUGCAAUGGUUAAGAUUGCUGCGGUUGCCUGCAUCAGUUUUGAAUCUUGAGCAGUUACGGGAAGUGAUAUGUGACAAAGAUACGGAAAUUUUGUGGGGGGAACCUUUCAAAUCCAAUCUCACAAACAUAAACAUAAGGGUGGUGAAAGAAGACUUCAAACGGAAUUGGCUCCACGAUCUUUGA
This is a messenger RNA of Prunus armeniaca (apricot), 2412 nucleotides long. The record is from the annotation of a GenBank genome assembly. NCBI's taxonomy places the organism in Eukaryota, Viridiplantae, Streptophyta, Magnoliopsida, Rosales, Rosaceae.